[Candida] anglica is the source of this 746-nucleotide messenger RNA. The record is from the annotation of a GenBank genome assembly. NCBI's taxonomy places the organism in Eukaryota, Fungi, Ascomycota, Pichiomycetes, Serinales, Debaryomycetaceae.
AUGUCUACUGUUUACUUCAUUACUGGUGGUAACCGUGGGAUCGGUUACAAUCUCGUUGAACAAUUGGCUACUAGACAAAACACAAAGUUAUCGCCUCAGUAAGAAACAUUGAAUCAGCCACUGCCUUGAAAGAAUUGCAAAAGAAUUAUUCCAACAUUGAAAUAUUGAAUCUUGACAUCUCUUCUGAAGAAAGUAUAGAUGCGUUAGAUGAACAAUUACAAAAAGUUGCAAGUGAAGGAAUUGAUGUGUUAAUUUCAAACGCAGCAAUUGCUCAGGCUUAUUUUACUGUCAAAGAUGCACCUCGUUCUGUUUGGUUGCAACACUUCAAGACAAAUGUCUUCGGACCUAUUUUCCUUUACCAAGUUGUACGACCUUACUUUUUGAAGAAAACUACCAGACAAAUCGUAUUCGUUAGUAGUCUUGGUGGGUCUGUCGGAGGUUCGCUUCCAUUCUCUAAUUCCGCUUAUGGACAAUCGAAGGCGGCACUAAACAAAGCUGUUAAACAAAUCAGUCAUGAAGAUGGACCUGAAGGCUUCACCGUUAUAGCCAUGCAUCCAGGUAUAGUCUCUACUGAUUUGGGUAACUCUGCAUUUGCCCAAUUUGCCGAGGGAGCUCUUGAUUCGAUUCCACCUAUGGUUAUCACUCCAGAAGUGAGUGCAGCCAAGCAAUUAGAAGUCAUUGAUGGAUUAACUAAGGAAAGUAAUGGUAUUUUUUACAAAUAUGAUGGCACCAUUGCUCCAUAUUAA